AUUAAUAAGAUUUUAAUAGUAUAUUAUUCUCCGGAAGAGAUUUUCAUAAGACCAUGUCAACUGUGAAAGGAAAAACUGGGGAGAAGUCCGAAGGAAGAAAGACCAAGGGACAAGGACCAAAUGGAAUAAAAGGAUGUUGCUGCAAGAAAUCGCAAUGCAUAAAGAACUAUUGCGAUUGCUAUCAGUCCAUGGCGAUUUGCUCAAAGUUUUGUCGCUGCGUUGGUUGCAGGAACACUGAGGUCCGUAAGGCUGUCGACUCCGCCUCCGGCUCCAAAAACUCCAGCGCGGCGAAACGGGAAAAGGCAGCUGCCCUGAGUGCAAAAGCAGCAGCUGCAGCGGCCAAGGCGGGCAUCCAAGUCCAGAUAAAGGGAGUCCCAGCAGGAGGAUCGGGAGCAGGACUACCAGGAAAAGCACAGGCAGUACCAUUUGGACUCGUGGCUGGGAAACAGCCGACGGCUGCUCCCAUAAGCAUCACUAUUCCCCGUCCUCCGGCGGCUACUUCUACUCCAGCCAGGGUAGUAAAGCCGCCUGUGGAACCUAUUCCAGUUUCGCCAAUCUUUCCGGUAUUUCAAGAUGAUCGAAAGGAGCGUAACCUUUUUGUCCAACCGGUAAACGCCGCUCUACUGGAAUGCAUGCUCAUCCAGGCGACUGAAGCUGAACAAUUAGGAUUCAACGAACUCCAAGUUGGCCAAUUGGUGUUAGCGGAAUUCAUACGCGGAUAUAGGGAGAUCUUGGAAAAAAUCUGUGAAUAUAAUUGA
Messenger RNA from Drosophila ficusphila, 758 nucleotides. RefSeq lists its product as uncharacterized. Bases 54 to 758 code for a protein of 234 amino acids. The record is from RefSeq and is a predicted model, not a curated record. The transcript is spliced from 2 exons. Gene Ontology annotation, biological process: regulation of DNA-templated transcription. Gene Ontology annotation, cellular component: nucleus. Lineage: Eukaryota; Metazoa; Arthropoda; Insecta; Diptera; Drosophilidae.